Molecule: messenger RNA, 1346 nt
Organism: Rattus rattus (black rat)
Lineage: Eukaryota; Metazoa; Chordata; Mammalia; Rodentia; Muridae
Gene: Dsn1
Product: DSN1 component of MIS12 kinetochore complex
Exons: 10
Coding region: 128-1174 (348 amino acids)
Biological process (GO): mitotic sister chromatid segregation; cell division
Cellular component (GO): MIS12/MIND type complex
Source: RefSeq, a predicted model, not a curated record
GAAUCGGCUGCAAGCGAGGGCAGUUGAAGCAUGAGGCCCGUUAUGGGAUAGUGAAACCCCGUGAGACUGGAGCCGGAAUGUGCAGAACAGAUCACCUCAUUUUCCUGUUUUCCUCUUUUCAUCCAGGAUGACUUCGGCGACCAAAUCAGAAGACCAGGGACCAACGAUGUCGGAGACUCAGGAUCGUCCAUUGCAACCAAGUCUCGAGCCUUUGGAAGCAUUGCCUCGAUCCUCUGCCUACCAGGAAAUGAUGGCACAAGGCACUUCAGAGGAACAAAACCACCUUGGCCGGAGCCCCAGAGAGGGGGAAGGUUGUGGUGCUGACCCCCAGGAGGGACCUCAGUUGAGGUCCUUUCAUUUGUCUCCUCAAGAACAGUCUGCCCGUCACAGAGACAGAAGGCAGUCCUGGAGGCGAGCAAGCAUGAAAGAGAUAAACCGGCGGAAGUCGUUGGCUCCUUUUCACCCGGGCAUCACAGAGCUCAGCAGGUCAAUCAGUAUGAAGUUAGCACAGAACCAACGGCUUGGCGCCCUCCUGCUCUCCAGCUUCCAGUUCUCUGUUGAAAAACUUGAACCUUUCUUAAAGAACACUAAGGACUUCAGCCUUGAGUGUUUUAGAGCCAAAGCAUCUUCUCUCUCUGAAGAAUUGAGACAUUUUACAGACAGGCUGGGAAAUGAUGGAACUCUACAAAAAUGUUUUGUUGAAGAUUCAAAAGAAAAAGCACCAGAUUUCUCACUGGAAGCAUCAGUAGCUGAGGUGAAAGAAUAUAUAACAAAGUUUUCUUUAGAGCGUCAGGCCUGGGAUCGGCUCUUACUGCAGUACCAGAACGAGGUUCCACCUGAAGAGAUGCCCAGAGGAUCAACUGAAACCAAAAUCAAUGAAGUGAAUAUGGACCCUGCAGCCUACCUUAGGUCUUCCCAGAAGGAAGUUCUUAACACGAAACCCGACUAUCAGAGAAUAGUACAGAGUCAGAAUGAAGUCUUUGCCUAUAUGGAAUUAGUGAUGGAUGAGCUACAAGGAGCAGUGAAGCAGCUGCAAGCCUUCAUGGAUGAAAGUACUCAGUACCUCCAGAAGGUGUCAGUACAGCUCAAGAAGAGAAGUAUGGAGCAGUUAGAUUCUUCACCUGCUCGAAAACUGCUCAAGCUCCAUCUACAGAGCUCAUCUACCACCCAGUGAUCAGGAUCCUAUCAGGGAUCUUACCUCACAGCAGUCAGCUGGGAAGUCCCGGCCCUACAGCACUCUCACUGUUCCUGAGUGACUGCAUGUCUGUAUCCAGAAGAGAGUGUUAAGGACACUUUUGUAAUAGUGUGCAAGAUGCUUAAAAUGACCUUCAUUGCUCUAAAUAUCU